Messenger RNA from Plenodomus lingam JN3, 348 nucleotides. RefSeq lists its product as uncharacterized. The record is from RefSeq and is a predicted model, not a curated record. NCBI's taxonomy places the organism in Eukaryota, Fungi, Ascomycota, Dothideomycetes, Pleosporales, Leptosphaeriaceae.
AUGGGCAGCGAGACGAGAUAUCAAAAUGUUCUCUUUGUCGAGACGAAAGCAGACGGAGGGGGGCACAUCUUCCACGUCACUGGUGAUUUAGUCUCAGGCAUGAGAUUCCAUUCCAAACCGGGGCGAGAACCAGAAAUGUCCCAGACGUUUUACGCAAAGACGUAUCUCGGACGUAUUCGCAUCGAAGACUAUCCAGCACGUUUGAACCAAGUGCUGCAGACGGCGCCGCCACCUGGCCGUCAGAGGGCAUUCAAUCCUAAGACGAUGCGCAUCGAGCAAAUCAAAACAGACGGGACGUUCUAUGAAGCCCAUGAGCAGAGACCACCUUUCAUCAAGUGCACUGAAUAG